This is a messenger RNA of Girardinichthys multiradiatus, 5361 nucleotides long. Its product is annotated as transient receptor potential cation channel subfamily M member 4-like. Gene Ontology annotation, biological process: calcium ion transmembrane transport. Gene Ontology annotation, molecular function: calcium-activated cation channel activity; ligand-gated calcium channel activity. The coding region runs from base 28 to 3765 and encodes 1245 amino acids. Gene Ontology annotation, cellular component: membrane. The record is from RefSeq and is a predicted model, not a curated record. The transcript is spliced from 28 exons. Lineage: Eukaryota; Metazoa; Chordata; Actinopteri; Cyprinodontiformes; Goodeidae.
UCAGAUGACUCUCUGAAGCAGCUCAGGAUGGUGGUGAAGCUGGAGAAAGACAGGGAGGGAGGCAGAGGAAAGGCUGGUGGCCAGAAAGAAAAGGACCAGAGCUGGAUUCCCAAGGUCAUCAAGAAAAGAGUCUGCACGACCUUUGUUGAAGACACUUCCAGUAAUGGAGCGCAAUGUCAGUGCGGUUGUCUACGGGAAAUACAUGACUCCGCGGCAACAGGAGACAACUUCGAACCAAUGACUGUUACCAAGUGGGACAGCCAGCAGCACUCCUCUGAAUAUCCCACAGAUGCUUUUGGACAGCUGGAGUUUGCUGGAGCUGGACGCAGACUCAGCCAUUUUCUGCGGCUUUCAUGUGACACACCUCCACAGGUCAUAUACAAUCUGAUGACGACCGAAUGGGGCCUGCCCACACCCAACCUGGUGGUAUCAGUGGUGGGAGGUGUUGGCCAUGAGAAGAUUGAGCCAUGGGUGAGAAAUAUCCUGAGGAAAGGACUGGUUAGGGCUGCACAGAGUACAGGUGCCUGGAUUUUGACAGGGGGUCUGAGAGAGAGUGUUUCCCGCUGUGUGGGAGAGGCUGUGAGAGACCAUGGGGCUGUGGCUUCAGCUGUGUCCCAGAAAAAAGUCAUCGCCAUUGGAGUGGCUCCUUGGGGUCUGGUGCACAAUAGGCAGCAGCUCGUCAACCCCCAGGGAAGUUUCCCAGCUCGUUACAAUGUCCAGAAAUCAACAAAUGACAUACGCUGUUUGGACAACAGCUGCCAAGCUUUCCUCUUGGUGGACAAUGGGAGUGUUGACCAGCAAGGCGGAGAGACAAUCUUUCAAGCUAAUCUGGAGGACUUCAUUUCCCAUCAGCGCACAGGCAUCUAUGGUAGUGGCAAUAUUGAAAUUCCGGUCCUUUGCAUACUUAUCUCAGGAAAAGCCUGCAUGUUGGAGAGAUUAGAUAUGUCUCUGAAGAAAACGACGCCCUGGCUUGUUUUUCCUGGUUCUGGUCCAGCAGCAGAUUUCAUCAGGGACCUGUUGGAUGACCCAUUGGCUGAGAUCCCUUCCUCUCAGGCAGCAGAUGCGGUGGCCGUUAAGGGUGUCAACACAGAGUUCUGUGAGCGGGUCUAUGAGAAAGUCCAGAAGCACUUUUCAGCUGAGGCUGAACUGGAAAAACUGGUCGAUAGCGCUCUGAGUAUUUUUGAGAGGAGAGCUCUCAUUACUGUUUUCGAUGGGGAGCAGGAGGGUUGUGAGGACUUUGACACCAUUCUUCUAAAAGCCCUGGUCCGAGCUAGCAAACAUUUAUCCAGUGAUGCCAGUGAGUACACAGAUGAGCUGAAACUGGCUGUGGCCUGGAAUCGAGUGGACAUUGCUAAAGCUGAGCUCUUCAAUGGAGACAUACAGUGGGAGUACGAUGACCUCGAGGACUCCAUGACGGAUGCUCUGAUUAAUGAUAAGCCCCAAUUUGUGCGUCUCUUCUGUGAGAAUGGUCUCAACAUUCUGAAUUAUCUGACACAUGGGCGCUUGGAGAGCUUGUAUUGCUCGCUGUCAGACAGCUUGCUGGCUGACAUUCUCCUCCAGAGGCGUCUGAGUGAAAGGCAGAGCCUGGCUGGAUCCCUGCCCUCUGUGAAAGGAGCUGCACCAGAUUCAACGAAGGCUUCACAUACUGAAGUAAACACAGCUGCUUCAUCAAUGGAUGUUAGUUUGUUUGAGGUGUCCCGGCUGCUGCAGGAUCUCUUAGGUGAUGUCUGUGAGCCUUUCUACUAUGAAGCCCUGGGACUUAAACCCACAAUGGCCACUAGAACAGCACAGAAGCAACUCAACAAGAUUCAGCAUAAGCAGCAUGGUACAUACCGUGAACAGUACUGCAACUCACCCUGGGUGGCUCUCUUCAUUUGGGCUGUUUUACAGAACCGCAAAGAAAUGUCGAUAUUGUUCUGGGAAAUGGCAGGUGAGUCUGUGCUGAGUGCUCUUAGUGCCUGUAAGAUACUGAGGGAGCUUUCCAAGCUUGAGAGCGAGGCAGACAGCAAGCAAACCAUGAAACAAUUGGCACAGAGGUUCGAGAACCUGGCAAAUGGUGUUUUUGGUGAGUGUUACAAAAGCAGCGAGAGCCGUUCCUUCAAACUCCUUAUAAGGAAGUCUCCUUUGUGGGGCGGGGCUACAUGCCUGCAGAUGGCCACAGCAGCUGACGCCCGUCUGUUCUUCAGCCACCAUGGUGUUCAGUCUCUCCUGUCUCAGAUCUGGUGGGGUGACAUGGAGAGGACUACUGAGAUCUGGAAACUGAUUCUUGCCUUCCUUAUCCCUCCCCUCAUCUGCACCAACCUGAUCAGCUUCAGGGAACAAGAGGAGGAGGUUAUUACUUCGGGGGUCUACGUCAGAGACAAUGACAGCAUAGAGGGAAAUAUCGCCCUCUCCAUGUCUGACAUACCAAACAGUGACGAAGACAUGGAAGAAUUGAAGACUCUGAAAAAAAAACCGAAAGAAUCUGAGAAGAUUCAACCCAAGAGACCAUUUAUUGUGUCAAAGUGGAGACAGUUUUGGUAUGCGCCUGUCACCUCAUUCCUGGGCAAUGUGUUGAUGUACUUCCUGUUCCUUUGCCUGUUUGCCUAUGUUCUAUUGGUGGAUUUCAAGCCUCCACCCCCCGACGGACCCUCAUCUUUGGAAUUUGUGCUUUACUUCUGGGUCUUCACAUUAGUAUGUGAAGAGAUCCGACAGACCUCUUAUGAGGGAAAUUUGUUUUUUCUCCAAAGAAUGAAGAAAUACAUCCAGGAUAAUUGGAACAAGUGCGACCUCACCGCUAUUCUUCUGUUUCUGUUGGCUGUAAUGUGCAGGAUGUUUCCCUGGUCAUUUAAACUUGGGCGAGCUGUGAUGUCCAUAGACUACAUGGUCUUCACACUGCGCCUGAUCCAUAUCUUUGCCAUCCACAAACAACUUGGACCCAAAAUCAUCAUUCUUGGAAAAAUGGUGAAAGAUCUUUUUUUCUUCCUUUUCUUCCUGGGUGUUUGGCUUGCGGCCUAUGGAGUGGCCCAUCAGGCUCUCCUUUUCACAUACGACCCCCGACCCAAUUGGAUUUUCCGCAGAGUGUUCUACAGGCCAUAUUUGCACAUAUUUGGACAAAUCCCUAUUAAUGAAAUGGAUGCUGACAAACUGUUACAACCUCUCUGCACUGACAACCGUACAGAAAUUGAGGCAGGAGCAGAACCAUGUCUGAGUAUCUAUGCAAACUGGCUUGUUGUCAUCCUCCUUGUCAUCUAUCUGCUGUUUACCAACAUAGUGCUGGUUAACCUACUCAUUGCCAUGUUCAGCUACACUUUCUCCAAAGUACAGGAACACAGUGACAUCUACUGGAAGUUUCAGCGUUACAACAUCAUUGUGGAGUACCACUCCAGACCCUGCCUGGCACCACCUUUCAUCAUCUUCUCCCAUCUCCACAUUCUUAUCAAGAGACACAUCCGCAAGAUUCCUUCUCUCAAGAGUCAGCACUUUGUUUUGGAGGUGACAGGCAUUACAGCCAGCCACCUGAAUGCAUGGGAGGCUGUGCAGAAAGAGGACUUCCUGUCUGCUCAGAAUAAGCAGCAGAAAGAGACCGACACAGCACGACUUCAGCGGACUUCUGUUAAGGUGGACAGUGUUCUGAAGCAGAUGACAGAAAUCCGAAACCACGACCAAAGGCUGCGUCUACUUGAGACACAGUUGCAGUACUGCUGCAGCGCCCUCUCCUGGAUGACUGAAGCUCUAUCUCAAAGUAAUGUGGUCGGUAACAUCCGGCCUCCUCCACUCCAAUAGAAUAGAAUAGAAGAUGUUGCACCACUGCUUCCAAGUUGAUCCUCAGAAUCACAUACAUGCACAUGCAGAAUGACAUUUCUGUCAUAGGCAUUUAACAUCUCUGGACCACCUCUGAACACAACAACCUCUUGAUUAGCCUUAGCCUCCUGGCUAAAUUUAAACGUCUACUUAAACACUAAAAGGCUUGUUUUGAACACCACAGUCAUGGGUCAAUGAUGUAUACUUUUUUAAAGACAGUUCAGUCAAGACAUUGAUGAUAUUUAGUUUUCUGUUUUUACAGGGGUGUUUGAUAUGAGGCAUUUCUUAUGAGAACAUCAAUAUUUUCUCUUUUUUUGUUUGUUUUUAGAGCUAGAAUCUGCCAGAGUCUGAAGGUCCAUUCCUCCCAGUGCGGGUCUCUGGUUAUUGGGGAGCAGCUUUAGCCAGCUUUAGCCUUUUCUCUUACCAAACACUACCUUGAAUAAAUAUAGAAUUCCUGGCCUUGUCAAGAUCACACUAAGUGCUGUCUGAAUUCAUUGGUGCUUCACCUAAGGAUUUCCUGUACAUAAUGGAAAUUACUUGAAUGUUAAAAGUCUUUCUGAACUUUUUUCUUUCUUACUCUAUGUACCCCAUAAUGACAAAUACAAAAAAAGGAAUAGCUGACUUGUUUCUACACAAUAUCUUAAGACUCUAAUAGACUGAAACCUGAAGCAAUCAAGAUGUGCCACGAUGUGGAGGUAUUUGGGUUUUGAUUUUUAUUUGACUGUGUAUUUUGAUCAUACCCCUGUUAUGUUUUUCAGAUAGUGCCUUCUUCAGCUAAUUUCCCUAUGCUUUUCAUUACUAGGUGUUUUUCUUGUUAGCUCAUUCUUUUGUUUUGUUCUUCAUCAUUUUAGAUUUUAGAUAUUUUUCUGUUAGAUAUCUGUUAGCGGUGGUGCUCCACCAUGUAAAGAGGCUCCAGCCCUCGAAACAGCGGUCCCCUGGUUCGAGUCCCAGACACAACAACCUGUGCAGGGCUGGAACCUUUCUGCCUGAUUUCAGGACGGUUGAAUGCUGUAGGUCACCGACUCGAUGCAAUCUGCUGGGUUUCCCUAGAUAGACAAUUUUCAACACAUUUGAAUAAUAUACUGUAUUUCACUAAAUUUUUUGAUAAUUAGGAUCAAUUUAAAUGUAUGUUCCUGACUUGAAAUCUGUAUGAUUUGAUUGAAUUGACUUUUUAAACUGCCUUGAGAUUUCAUGUGUUAUGAAUUGGCGCUAUAUAAAUAACUCAAAUGAAAUGAAAUUGUCAUCAUAAGAUGACAAGAUCAAGUCCAUUAGUGCAGCAAAACAAAUAUUUAAAAAAAGAUGUUAGAUAUUUUUUCUAGGUUUUUUUGUUUUCUGUUCAGCUUCAUUUAUGUUUAUUAGUCUUCCAUCCUCAGCCACAGCCAUAUGCAAUCACUUCAGCCGCCUUAAAUAGUACAUAGCCUGCACCUGUUUGUUUCCCUGCUGGAUUCUUCUGUUUGCCUGCCUGUUUUAUGUCCGUAACAAUGCCCUUUUUCCUUCUCUCCAUGCUCAGAUCUCCUUGUGCCUGUGUCUAUGUUUUGCAUUUUAUUAGUAUUAAAAACUUCAUUUUCGCCAAUUUCA